ACAGCCAGGAUGGCUCGGGAUAUGUCAGAUAAGGAAAUCUUGAAAAUGGAGCUGGAACAGUUGAAGAAGGAAGUUAGCACACCGAGGACACCAGUGGGUACAAACUGUGCAGAAACCAUCGCUUUUGUUGAGGGACUGCUACCAAAUGAUCCGCUGAUCAAAGGAGUCCCAGAUGACAAGAACCCCUACAAGGGAGACAAGGGAGGCUGUAUAAUAACAUAACACAGGGACAUCCAGAGAAAAAUGUUUUUUAUGAGAGUCCGUUACACUGCUGUAAUGUUACUGUAGAAUUCUUUUGGAUAAACUGUACAGUAGUAAGAAAACUAAGUAAUGGUAGUGUAACCAGGAUUACUGUAUGUACCUGUUGAUAUAAAAAUGUUUCUCUGUCAAUUUGUAAUUAAAUUCAAAUAGCUGUAAGAAGCUUUGAAGAGACCUGGCUGCUGUCAUUAUUGAUACACUUCAGCAUAUCUCACUUUCAUCUCAUUAUAUGACAGGCCGCCGGUUCAUGUUCAGCAGGGUUGACUGGCGUCCAAAUUUUCUGACUGUAAGUGGGCAUAAUUCAACAUGGCGCUCACUUGUGUUGCAGCACAAUGCAGG
Messenger RNA from Scatophagus argus, 597 nucleotides. It is a transcript of the gene gngt2b, whose product is annotated as guanine nucleotide binding protein (G protein), gamma transducing activity polypeptide 2b. The transcript is spliced from 2 exons. Bases 10 to 222 code for a protein of 70 amino acids. The record is from RefSeq and is a predicted model, not a curated record. Gene Ontology annotation, cellular component: heterotrimeric G-protein complex. Gene Ontology annotation, molecular function: G-protein beta-subunit binding. Lineage: Eukaryota; Metazoa; Chordata; Actinopteri; Scatophagidae. Gene Ontology annotation, biological process: G protein-coupled receptor signaling pathway.